AUGUGUGUGUGACAAAAGUCUGUAAAACUUUUCGACUCCUUUCGUCUCCGGAACCUUAAAGUGUCGUGUAAAUUUGCUGUGUGGCGCUAUUACUUUCAUUCGGCGUGUUUUCCAAUUCUUACUUUUACCUAUCUUCACACUUUACAGUUGGGGACGUUUUUCGAUCGAUCGGAAAAUCGAUUGGCACUCUUUGUACCUGUGUAUCAUCGCAAUUCCUACUCUCCUUCACAGCGCUUUUGCCGGAACAAAAGUGACUGAAAGCAUUGAUUUUGGUGCGAUUGUUCAUUCUCAUCGUCGUCGAAGGCUUGGACAAGUAAAAAAACACUGUAGCGAACUUGGAGGUAGGUGCUGCUUAUGCUGCAAAAUAUUCGGGGAUGGUUUGUGUGAUGAUGCAGCUAUAAGUACGACAAAACGGUUCGAGUUUAAAUUCACCUGCUCUCUUCGGUCUAGCGCCACUGUGCGUUCUGCCCGAGGCUCACAACAUCUCUUUGCGCCGCCUAAUCUUCUAAUCCGGCAGCCUCUCGCAAAUAGAGUGUGUGGAGAUAGGUUUUCCCCAAAUGGAAUAAUGGCAUCCAACCAAACGAUGGAUGAAAUUCGUCGGCAACGAUUGCUGGCACUCGAACAAAAAAUUCGAGAUCCGGCUGGCAUCGCAAACGUUGAUUGCCUUCUGGACACUGUAACGGCGCUUGUCGCUGACUGCGAUCACGAAAGCGUCAAAAUCAUAAAAAAUAUCGAAAUUUUCAUCAAAAGAUACAAAGAUCUUGCGCGCGAAAUCACCAAUCUUCGUAUGAAACCAGAUGAUUUUACCUCCAUCAAGCUGAUAGGACGCGGUUCGUUCGGCGAGGUUCAGCUAGUUCGCCAUAAAAGUUCCAAUCAGGUGUAUGCCAUGAAGCGUUUAUCAAAAUACGGCAUGAUAACUCGUUCGGAUACAGCUUUCUUUUGGGAAGAGCGCUACAUCAUGACGCAUGCCAACUCCGAGUGGAUCGUGCAGCUACACUACGCAUUCCAGGAUUCUAAAUAUUUGUACAUGGUUAUGGAUUACAUGCCUGGUGGCGAUAUCGUUUGCCUCAUGAAUACAUAUGAAAUUCCGGAAAAAUGGGCCCUUUUCUACACGAUGGAAGUUGUUCUGGCACUUGACACCAUCCAUAACAUGGGUUUCAUUCAUCGCGACGUAAAGCCGGACAAUAUGUUACUCGAUAAGCACGGUCACCUCAAGCUAGCAGACUUCGGAACGUGCAUGCGAAUGGGUGAGGAUGGGCUGGUGCACUCUUCAAAUGCCGUUGGUACACCGGACUACAUAAGCCCCGAGGUGUUGCAGUUUCAAGGCGACAAAGGAGGCUACGGACGCGAGUGUGAUUGGUGGUCGGUAGGAAUAUUUCUCUACGAAAUUUUGAUCGGUGAUACACCCUUCUACUCCGACAGCCUUGUUGGAACGUACGGUAAAAUCAUGGAUCAUAAAAACAGUUUGCACUUUCCGGACAACGUUGAGAUAAGUGAAAAUGCCAAGUCCUUAAUCAAAGGCUUCCUGACCGAUCGCACGGUCCGUCUUGGGCGGCACAGUGUCGAAGAGAUCAAAUCGCACCCCUUCUUCGUAAAUGAUACGUGGACUUUUGAGAAUUUACGCCAAUCAGUACCUCCAGUCGUACCGGAGCUAAGCGGAGACGAUGAUACACGCAACUUUGACGAGGUUGAGCGCAAAAACAGCAUCGAACUCACCUUUCCAAUACCGACUACUUUUGCUGGGGACAACUUACCGUUCAUUGGAUUUACUUACACGAGCGAUCAUCAGCUACUCGGAAGUAGUUUGGAUACGGCAGGUCAGCAGGAUAUAACAGACAAUAAAGAAGUAAGUGGCACUGAGCGUGCCAGCAAUCAUCGCCAUCGUUCCUCAAACAGUGCUGAGCUCGCGCGCCUUGAAAAUAUGCUUCAGCGCGAGAAGCACACAGUGGAAGUGCUGGAAAAACAGGAGCGUACUCUUCGCCAACAGAUCGAAGUUAUCACGAAGCGUGAGUCGGAUAUCCAAACGCUCGCCAACAACUAUGAGCGUGACCUAACUGUGCUGAAGCACAACUUUCGUGAAAUGCAACGACGGGCGGAUGGUGAGCAGGAGGCACGAAAAAAGGCAGAGAAUGUCCUGGUUGAAACUAAGCAACGUCUGAUGGAGGAGAGAAAUAGGCGAACGCAAGAAUUAAACAACAGCCAUCAGUAUAACGAUCGUAUUAAUGCUCUCGAGAAGCAGCUAGCUGACUGCCAAGAGAAGUACAAGGCUGAGGCAGAUGCGGGCCAGAAAAUGAAGAAGCAGUUGGCCGAUCUACGGCUAGUGGCGAGCGGUGCCGAACAAAAGGCACAUGAUUUGCAGGCGGUACUUCUCGGACUGCAGACUAUGCGUGAUUUGCUGCAGCAAGAGGUGGCUGAUUUACAAGGCCAGCUGUCGCAGGAGCGAAAUACACGACUUCAACGGCUCGAAAUUCAAAAGGAGAUGGAGACCAAGGUACAGUCACUGUGUUCCGACCUCGAGCGUGUCAAUUUGCGGGAGCAGAAGGCGCUCAGUGACAAUCGGGUGCUACAUGAUAAGAUCGCACAGCUCGAGAAAGAAAACGCAUCGAUAGAAUGUGAACUGAAAGCAUUUCAAAACCGCUAUCAGCAGGAAGUGAAGGCUCACCAAGAGACUGCCAAGACUCGUUUGCUAAACAACGAGGAAGCAAAUAUGCAGGAGGUCAAAGCGUUGCAAGACAAGCUUACAGAAGAAAAGCUAGCACGGCAGAAGGCAGAACAAAAUUCGCAAGAAAAAGAGCGUCAACUUUCCAUGCUCUCCGUGGACUAUCGCCAGAUACAGCAGCGUUUACAAAAAUUAGAAGGCGAAUAUCGUCAGGAAACUGAAAAGGUUCUUGCUUUGCAUAAUCAGUUCGAACAGGAGAAAUGCAAGAAAAACUGUCUACUGUCGGAAAUGAGUCUGCAAAGUUCUGAGGUUGCUCACUUAAAGGCAAAAGAAGUACAACUGCUGAAAGAGGUGCAACUGUUACGCGAAGGUCGUAAGCUAUUGGAAGACGAAGUAGCACUUCUAAAAAAGAAACGCGAUAGGGAUAUUCUGCAGAUGAAGGAAGUCCAAGACCAAUUGGAAGUAGAACAGUAUUUUUCAAAAUUGUACAAAACACAGUGCAAUGAAGCCCGCGAAGAGUUGAAAGAGCGGGUUCGGCAGCAGGAAAAGGUAGACGAAGAGCGUGGGACUAUACAUCAUCAGCUACAGCUUGCGAUAGCACGCGCAGACAGUGAAGCCCUUGCCCGAUCCAUCGCUGAAGAGACUGUAGCAGAUCUCGAAAAGGAAAAGACCAUGAAGGAACUCGAGCUGAAGGAUAUUCUUACCAGCCAUCGUAACGAUAUGCUUGCCAAAGAUGCUGCGCUUACAGCGCUGAAGGAUAUAGAGGCGGAGCUCAAUAAGAACCUGACCAACAAGUCGUACGAGCUGGAUGAUUUGAUGCAACAGUGCAAAAAGCUGCAAGAUGAGCUGUAUGUUUUGAGACUGGAACAAGGAGAGUUAGACAAGUGCAAGACUAAGCUGUUGAAUGAGACAAUUCUUAAGCAACAAGCAGUGAACAAACUGGCAGAGAUAAUGAAUCGUAAGGACAACAACCUUACGAGCAAGCAGAAAAUUAAAGUCAACUCUACGGCAGAGCUUCGUAAAAAGGAGAAGGAAAAUAAGCGCCUGCAGCAGGAACUGUCGUUAGAGCGAACAAAAUAUGAUGAAUUAUGCCAGAAACACAACGAAACUAUCAGCCAACUGUCCCGGGAGACUGAUAUAAAAACCAAGUUGCAAAUGGAAAUAGAUUGCAAGGCAACGGAAAUCGAGCAUCUACAGAUGAAGUUGAAUGAGACAGCCUCACUUUCGUCAGUGGAUAAUGAUAUGAUGGAAGAAAACCAGGACUCAAUCUUUGAGGGUUGGCUGAGCAUUCCGAACAAGCAGAACAUCAAGCGGUAUGGUUGGAAGCGUCAGUUUGUCGUUGUGUCUCCGAAGCGAAUCAUUUUCUAUAGUUCUGAAGUGGACAAACAAAACACCAGUGAUCCACUCUUGAUCAUCGAUCUGAGCAAAGUUUUCCAUGUGCGACCGGUGACGCAGGGUGACGUUAUAAGAGCUGAUCCCAAAGAGAUACCUCGAAUCUUCCAAUUAUUGUAUGCAGGAGAAGGUGAGGCUCGUCGUCCGGAUGAGCAACAGCAACUGGAAGUCAGCUCAUCGCGUUGCGAUGAAAAGCCCCUUACCCUGCAGUACAAAGGUCAUGAGUUCCUGCAAAUCAGUUACCAUAUUCCAACGACGUGUGAUCUUCCCUCGUGUCAAAAGACACUGUGGCACGUGUUCAAGUCUUUACCAGCCUACGAGUGCAAAAGGUGUCGCUUGAAGCUACACAAGGAGCAUGUUGACAAUAACAAUCCGCUUGCACCCUGCAAACUGCAUCACGACCCCAAUCAUGCCCGCGAAAUGUUGCUCCUCGCAUCAUCCAACGAGGACCAGUGCCGUUGGGUUUCGCGUCUGUCGAAGCGUAUUCAAAAGAGCGGCUACAAAGCAAAUUCAACCAGCAAUUUGGGCGGAACCAUCCACAACAGUAGCGGCGGAUGCCUAACGACCGCUGCUGGUAACGCUAGUGCCCGAGAUGAUUCAUCAAAGGUGUCGCCAAGCCAAUCAACACGUUCGAAUUACAAACCGACCUCUACGUUGGCUGUACAGCGUUCAGCCACGCUACCAACAAAUGCAUCGCUUAAGCCACCGCAAUAAACAUAGUUGUAUCAUACAACUUGUAUGUACUACACCACAUAUCGGCUGUAUUUGCCGGAGGCCUUACGUUCCAGCUGAAUGUCCUCCGUUCCAGCCGGAUGUCCUCUUUUGGACAACAUGAGAUCGAUACGUCGAUUCUCGGGUAUUGCUUGAUACGCAAUCCCUGAGGAAAAUUUGGACGACUGAUUAGACAAUCGCUCGAAAAUUUGCAGAACGCCAACAGAGUUGGGUAUGAUGACUAGGAAAAAACUGUUUUGCCCUCUGCUUUUAUUUUGUAGAAUAACUAGUAAUUAGAUAUACAAGAUCAGAUAUCCGAAGAUAGCCGAUACACAUAUUUGUAAAUGCAUUUAGUGUGUGUGCAAAUGUGUGCAAAUUUCAAGCCGACUACACGUUUGCACUAAGUUUGCGCUUCGUGGAACCCAACCUUUUAAAAUAAAAUAAUCCUGCGGUGCACUUUGCAAAAUGUAUUUCAUCGAGAAGAUUGCAAAACAUGUUGCUAACUAUUAGUCUGGCGCAUUUAGAGGACGGAAAACUUAAUCAAAAACACUUUUAGAAAUCAUAGCGCUCAUUCCAUUGCGCUACCAAAGACAGACUAUAAUACUGAAGCUAAACUUGCGUUUGAAAUAAUCAAUGUAUAUACAAAUUAGUAAAUAAUGAAAAGGAAAUAUGCACGGGUUGUGUUAAUUUGUUAAGAUAGGUCUUCUGUAGAACCUGAAAACGCAACCGUCUGGAACGAAACAUUCGAAACAAGUAUCGGAAGGGAAGCAUCCAUCAUUAUUUAUAUUUGGUAUGUGUUAAUCGACUAGCCGACAAACGUUUCCCAACAAAUGAACUUACCUAUCUUAAAUGAAUUCUUAUUCUUUUACAAGUGCCAGCGUGCGACCCGGUAGAACUAUAAUCGUAGCCACUGCAGCAUUUGUUUUCAUAAGUAUUAAAAUUAUUUUAAUAAAUAACCGAAAAAGAACUAUGUUUACAAAAGAGAAGAUGAAACGCUAGAAUAAUGAGCUGCUUAAGAUGUACCUAUUGCAAGUUUACAAGAAAGCAAAAUGAUGAGAGCUCCAUGAUAGAAACAAAACAGAAUCAAUCGGAAUAGAAAUCCUAAUGCCCGGCAUUCUGCUCGACAAUAAUAACCGAAUAUUAAAACGUUUAAAGUAAGUGUUACCCAGUGGAUUAUACGGGUUGUGACAAAAUGUUAGUGAGAAAAACGAAAGAAUGGAUUUUUGUUUCCUUUAGCAAGGUGUUUCACCAUAGCAUAAGAAAUAAAUUUAAGGCAUGUGUGGAUAUAGGAGAAUUACUGGGAUUAGUAAGCUCGUUUGCAUCGCGGAAAUGUUACUAAAUUCGCUGGCGUUACCUUCUAUUCUGCAUUUCUUAGCGUUAACAGAAUAUGCAAAUUAUUGGCAGCGGUUUUAUGUUUUGUGCCUUAUUGCGCGAGUAAACUAUCCUCUUGAAGUUUAAUCGAAUUCAAUUCGCUUCUUUUGAGCAUCCUAAAUUCAUCUAUAUUUGUUUUAUUAUUGACGUUAUUCGCUACGGGAAAGGAUUUUCUGUGCCCGUGCAGAGUGGUAGGUUCGAGUUGUCAUAAAUAAAUAUAUUUCAUAAACUUGACGAAUACACUGUAAAUAUAGAAUUGUAUGUUGCAAUUUGCAAAUCGAAGUGCGGGUCAUGAGUAGCAUUCUCUAUUGCUUGUGUGUUUCCAAUCGU
Molecule: messenger RNA, 6463 nt
Organism: Anopheles darlingi
Lineage: Eukaryota; Metazoa; Arthropoda; Insecta; Diptera; Culicidae
Product: rho-associated protein kinase 1
Exons: 13
Coding region: 566-4765 (1399 amino acids)
Biological process (GO): actomyosin structure organization; embryonic morphogenesis; Rho protein signal transduction
Cellular component (GO): cytoplasm; cytoskeleton
Molecular function (GO): ATP binding; Rho-dependent protein serine/threonine kinase activity; small GTPase binding
Source: RefSeq, a predicted model, not a curated record